AUGAGCAAGAAGUUCAAGUCGCAAGCAUCAGCUGCAAGCGCCCGUGCUGCUUCUGCCACCUUUGGGUCAUUCUCCCCUGGUCCCAGCUUUGGGGCUCCUGCUCUUGCCGGGUUCCAAACUACACCGUCGCCGCUUUCCUAUAUCGCUGAACAACCCGACUUGACUACCAUCACGGAUGCCAACCUCGUUGUCACGCUACGGAAUCUGGGGAAGAAAGACAGUACAACCAAAGCCAAGGCUCUUGAGGAACUGCAAGAUUAUGUGGGCUUGCUAGGCUCGGGCGAGGCCAUCGAGACUGGCUUGUUGGAUGCAUGGAUCAGCCUGUACCCUCGGACCUCGAUCGAUAACUCUCGAAGAGUUCGACAGCUCGCUCAUACUUUGCAAGGCUCACUCACAACCCUUGCCGGAAAACGAAUAGCUCCUCAGCUACCUAAAGUGAUCGGAGCAUGGCUCUCUGGCUUGUAUGAUAGUGACCGGUUGGUUGCUCGAGCGGCACAAGAUUCUGUUUCAACGGCUUUCAAUUCCGAGGAAAAAAGGCGGGCAUUGUGGAAGGUCUAUCGAGGUGCCUUGGUCGACUACGCCAACGAUGCGAUCCUGGUACAGACCCCUCAAACGCUGAGCGAUGAACGCUCAACCACACCAGACAAUGCAGAGUCCAAGUUCGUUCGCGUGGUGGGAAAUGCGGUGCAACUGCUCAGCCAGAUCGUCAAGGUCAAUUACCCGGCGGGCAGCGCAGACAAGCUGGCUGGGUUAGACAGUAUCAAGAUCAUUGUCGAAGAGAAGAAGCUAUGGGAAUACUCAUCACAUCAAGAUCCAACCCUGCGGAGAGCUCUAUGUAGCUUGGCCAAAACAUGCGCGGAUACCAUUGCCCAAGAAUUGAAUUGGAAGACCCUUAGCGUUUGCUUCAUUGGUAAAGCCUUGCACAGCAACCAGCUCGGCUCAUCCCGCCAACUCUCAGAAGCUCUUCUCAGUCUCACAUCGGUCCGACCAGAGAUAUGGACGAUAGACUACACCUCGAAAACGGCGGCGUCAAAACGGCUAUUUCAGUUUCUGCGAAAAGGAUCCCAACGAGGGCCUGUCGAAUUCUGGUCUGACGUCAAGGCACUCAUCAAGGGGAUUCCGCUCGAAGCUUGGAGCACCAUCACGGAGGACGGCAAGGUCCGUUUAGAAGAUGGCGCAGUUUUGCUAGAGUCUCUGCGCGCUGGUGUGACCAGUAGCGAAGAGCCCCGUCAAAACCUCGAAGCUGCAUGGUCAUCUUAUGUUGAGAUCUCCUUCUGGCUGCUAGAGAGGUCGGGUGACGAGCAGUCAAGGGUGAAGUUACUGGAAGACAAUGCCCUCCCUCUGGUUACGGAAUAUGCUGCGUCGGAAGCCAGCACGAGUCUGUGGGUACUUCCGAGUACGUGCAAUGCCGAGAUAGCGGCGUCAAUCCUCGUCAGUAUCCUCCACCGAGGAAUGCAUUCCUGUUUUGAAACCACCUGGACAAGGCUGUGCCAGAGUCUCGGCGAUCAUAUGAAAUUGUCCCUGCCAGAAUCCUCGAAAGACUUCGUCAAGUCACAGGAUAAGGUGAUCUCUCAAGCUCAGCGUCUAUUUCGACUCAAGAGGAUCAUCCUGGGUGCUCAACACCUUGCCUUAUCUGCAAAACAAUACGUGGCUGACGUGAUUCGGAGAUCAGACGAGAGCUUAGUGGUUGCGGCGAUUGAGCUCUUGGAGGCACGAAAUGGAAAGCCAUAUGGUGCAGCUGGUGUCCUCGAAACCGUUGUCGCUCCUACCGAAACGCUUCCGAAGUCACUGGAACUUUUCCUGGGCUCGGAUGCCCUUAGGCUGCUUGCUAGCCCAUCAGCAGAGUACUUGGUAGCAUUGUUAUUGCGCACACGCGCAAGCCUAGCACAAGUUUUCACGGCGUUGGUCUCUGCCGGAGACGGACCCAGUGCCUCCGCUGCACUUGGUCGACUCGCUGGUGACCUCUCUGAAGAAGAAUGUCUGCAAAUACCUGAUUUCGAGCCCUUCAUUGUGGAACGGAUAUCAUCACAUCUUGAAACCUCGACCACCCAGCAAGUGGUAAAGAGUAUACUUCAGAAUCCCAAACUCACCUCCUCUGCCCUCCACAAGAGAAUCUGCCAGAGGUUAGUCGAUCAGCUAUCUCCAGAUAACGGGGAAAAUUCACAGCAAGAUGUUCUUCGUUUUGUGCUCAGCCUUCUCAGUGACCGUACUGUCAACCCCUCCCCCUUCUCCGGCGAUGUAGCAAGACUGCUCCUUGCGAAGCUGCUCCUGCUCACCGAAUCUGGUGAUGAGGAAACAGCCGAGCUUGCGAGCGCAUUGCUAGGAAAGCUGAAAAGCACGCCGACAGGGACGUCGUCCACAGCUGUCUCUUCUGCGGCCCUUGUCGCCGACCAACUGUCAGGAAAGGGUGAUCCUCUCCCUGUCUUCGUCCUCGUCGAUCUUGGCAAAGACACCUUGAAAGCACUGUCAUCGCCACAUGGCCAUGUGCUCGACUCGCUUCUUCCCACCACAGCUCAGUGGGAAAACUCCCUCAAAGACCAUAUCACUAGGCCGCCACCGCCAUCGAUUUCUAUCACCAGUCCCUUACGCGGCUUGAUCUCCGUGAUCACGCCUGUGCAUGCAAGCACACCGACACUGUCUAGAGACUCGGAGGGACAUUCCUACCUGUUCCGGCUGUUUCUCUACGUGACCAAGAUGAUGCAUGCUACCAAUCUCUCCAUGUUACAGUCUGAAGAGCAGUUGUUGACACUGUACACCUACUACCCUCUGGCUCUAGAGAUUGUGAACGAGAAUUUGACCAUGGAGAGUCAAGAUGGCCUCUGGCAUAACACCAGUAACGAGGUCGUGGAAGACGCUGCUGAGGCACUCUCGCAAGGCACUUCGCUGGUACAGAAGUGGUUGCAGGAUGACAAAUUCAUCAAACUCUGGAUAGAGGCAAUCCGUUCAACAGAUUCGCUGGAUCCGGAUGCGUACUAUCACGGUUUGGCGUUUACCAAUAUUGCAUCGGGCUUUGUUGAUGAGCAUGGCUCCGCAAUGCUCACAUCAGCUUUCGAAGCGGAAAUCAAAGACCUGCAUCACGCAGACGAAGUCGUCCGAUCCGCAAGUUUGGUUUCCGCUUGCCGGCAUUACUUUAUCAGCUCUCAACAAGGACGAAAACUAUUGAACGAGUUGAUUGGAGCUGUGACGGGCAUAAAUGUACCCUCCACAUCGAACAUGGCCGUGAGGCCAUUGAUCCUCCUUGACAUCCUACUGAGUGGAAGUCCCGAACCCGUGGAGGGUAUACCGAGCCAACGCCAGAAUUUCCUCAUGCAAACACUGGUGCGCAUAUUUUCCGACCCUUCAGCAGAAUCAAAUCUCCAAGCAUUGACCAUCAGGCUUCUUGAGCCUAUCGUUGCGGCUGUCAAAGACCUCUACGGAGAACACUGGGAAAGAAUCCUACAAGGUCUCGCGGCUAUCUUGCAGAACAGAACCAGCUUGAACGAGGAUCUUCCUGUCUUACAUGCGUCUCUCCGGCUCUGCGGGCGAUUGAGGACUCUGGCUAAAUCUGAUGGAGCGAAUGAGGAUCUAGUGGACGCGUGGGAAGCCACAGACUCAUCCGUCGAAGAGGGUUUACUGGAUUGUCUGCGUGGUUUUAGCGACUCAUUGAACGGGAUCAAUCAGCCUACCCGGAUCACUGCUGAACUGCUGCGAAGGCAGCUGUCGCAGAUCCCUGCGCGCCACGAUGUGAGCCUAUAUCCUUUCCUUUCCUCGGCAGUGGACUCCGUCCAAGGAGCAGCCUACGACCUACUUCAUCGAUCUAUCCCUGCAGAGCAAGAGCAGAUCUCAUUAGACGUAGCACUGGAACAGAAAGCCGCACAUCUGCCAACGGAACUCCUGGAGUUGUUGCUCGAUAUGCCACAGACCUCCGCGAGGACAGAUGUGUUGCUGCAGCGAGGCUAUCUGCUCUGCUGGAAGCUGGUAUUUGAUCACUUUCCGAAGGCCUCAUACAAGCUUCAGGAAUUAUACACCGCGGAUCUCAAAGAGAAAGGUGUCGUGGGAGAUCUUCUUGAACUGAUUUGCGACGUCUGCCGGAUCACGAGUAGUCACCCGCUUGACGCCUCGAAAACCCAACUCAAGGACUUUGAACUUGGCACUAGCGAAACCGAGAAACAGGAAGAGCAGCGCUUGACACUGCAUCUUUAUUAUUGCUGCCUACUGUUCCUCCCCGGGCUCACCCGGAGCUGGUUCAUAGAACAGAAAAAUCGUGUCAAGUCACCACUCGAGAGCUGGACUCAGAAGUACUUUUCGCCAUCCCUGAUCUCGGCCGCAGCUGCUACGGUCACCAACUGGGUACAAACUCAAUCCCAAGAUGAGAGCGAUUCACCCAUGACGAUUAAAACAUCACUCAGUGGAUCCGAGACAGUGGCCUCGAUUGCUGUGGAUCCCGAGUCACCGCCUAUCUCUUUGGCCAUCUCCCUACCAAAGAGUUACCCUCUGGAUUCUCCGAGUGUCUUUUCGCGUACCCGAGUGGGUGUUUCUGAGAAGAACUGGCAAUCAUGGCUCCGGACCAUUCAGAUCAUUAUAUUCAGCACCGGCAGCAUCAUUGAGGGCCUCAUCGCGUUCCGACGCAACGUGCAAGGCGUCUUGAAGGGACAAAGCGAAUGUGCCAUCUGCUAUUCUAUCAUCGGCACAGAUAUGCAGAUUCCCAACAAGCGAUGCGGGACCUGCAGGAAUACCUUCCAUGGGGCUUGCCUGUUCCGCUGGUUCAAGAGCUCCAACAGCUCGAGUUGUCCACUCUGUCGGAACAACUUCAAUUACGCCUAA
Molecule: messenger RNA, 4803 nt
Organism: Cladophialophora carrionii CBS 160.54
Lineage: Eukaryota; Fungi; Ascomycota; Eurotiomycetes; Chaetothyriales; Herpotrichiellaceae
Exons: 2
Coding region: 1-4803 (1600 amino acids)
Biological process (GO): ribosome-associated ubiquitin-dependent protein catabolic process; rescue of stalled cytosolic ribosome
Cellular component (GO): cytosol; RQC complex
Molecular function (GO): ribosomal large subunit binding; zinc ion binding; ubiquitin protein ligase activity
Source: RefSeq, a predicted model, not a curated record